Molecule: messenger RNA, 1526 nt
Organism: Arabidopsis thaliana (thale cress)
Lineage: Eukaryota; Viridiplantae; Streptophyta; Magnoliopsida; Brassicales; Brassicaceae
Gene: EXPB1
Product: expansin B1
Exons: 3
Coding region: 353-1015 (220 amino acids)
Cellular component (GO): extracellular region; membrane
Source: RefSeq, marked reviewed
CAACAACAUUGGCUUUAAAAAUAAAAACGAUGGAAUCUUAUAAUUGCAUAAACACACACACACACACACCCUUUACCCUACGGGAUCGUGCUAAAUCAAGGCCCCUAACUGUCAGUAGGUCCCAUCCCCCCCUCAUAAAAUGGCACACUACGUAAAUAAGAAGAAUGGCUCUAGGACAUUAUCGUCAUUUUCUUAUCUGAUGCAAAAGACUUGACUUUUCCUUUUUGCAGACUUAACCAUUCCUCCUCCUUCCCUCUCUAUUUAACCAACUUAACCAACAAUUCUUUCUCACUUCUCCACUUUUUUUCUCGGUUAGUGUCAGUUUUUUUGUUGGCUAGUCUCUUCGGUCAAAAUGCAGCUCUUUCCGGUCAUCCUACCGACACUAUGCGUCUUCCUCCACCUUCUAAUAAGUGGCUCUGGCUCUACUCCACCGUUGACUCACUCCAAUCAACAAGUGGCAGCCACUCGUUGGCUUCCCGCCACCGCAACCUGGUACGGAAGUGCCGAGGGAGACGGCAGCAGCGGAGGAGCUUGUGGUUACGGAUCGUUGGUGGACGUGAAGCCGUUUAAGGCUAGAGUCGGAGCGGUGAGUCCGAUUCUGUUCAAAGGUGGUGAAGGCUGCGGUGCAUGCUACAAGGUCAGGUGUCUCGACAAGACCAUUUGCUCUAAGAGAGCAGUCACCAUUAUUGCCACCGACCAGUCACCGUCAGGACCAUCUGCUAAAGCAAAACACACUCAUUUCGACCUCAGUGGCGCCGCCUUUGGACAUAUGGCUAUUCCCGGCCAUAACGGUGUCAUCCGCAACCGUGGCCUAUUAAACAUCCUCUACCGCCGAACGGCAUGCAAAUACAGAGGGAAGAACAUAGCGUUUCAUGUGAACGCAGGAUCAACUGAUUAUUGGUUAUCGCUUCUCAUUGAGUAUGAAGACGGUGAAGGAGACAUUGGCUCUAUGCACAUUCGUCAAGUAAUAUUUCUCAUUAGUCUCUCCCACAUUUUCUUUAAAAUGUAUACUUAAUAUUACUUCAUUUGUAUGUUGAUUUAUGAAGGCGGGAUCUAAGGAGUGGAUAUCGAUGAAGCACAUAUGGGGAGCGAACUGGUGCAUCGUCGAAGGACCACUCAAGGGACCAUUCUCCGUGAAGCUCACAACUUUGUCCAACAAUAAGACACUCUCCGCCACCGACGUCAUCCCCAGUAACUGGGUUCCCAAAGCUACUUACACCUCUCGCCUCAACUUCUCCCCUGUUCUCUAAUUAGCCUCUCUUCAAAAAAAUUUUGUUGUGGGAGAGAGGAACACAGAGAAGACAAUGAGUGAGCCAUCUCCAAAGUUAGGGGAUUAAGAGCUUUUCAUUGUGUGUGUGACUACUAACAUUCUAUGUUGUCCCUUUUCAUUUUUUUCCUUCUCCAUAGGGAUGUGUGUAUCAUCUAUAAUGUUGUUUGUGGGACAUUACUAUAUAAGAAUUUACAAAAGAUGUAAUAAUGUAAUAUGCAAUCUCAUUCCUUUUUUAGCUCAACUCUUUUGCAUGCCC